Herpailurus yagouaroundi (jaguarundi) is the source of this 1378-nucleotide messenger RNA. It is a transcript of the gene AADACL2, whose product is annotated as arylacetamide deacetylase like 2. The transcript has 5 exons. Lineage: Eukaryota; Metazoa; Chordata; Mammalia; Carnivora; Felidae. The coding region runs from base 36 to 1241 and encodes 401 amino acids. Gene Ontology annotation, cellular component: membrane. The record is from RefSeq and is a predicted model, not a curated record. Gene Ontology annotation, molecular function: carboxylic ester hydrolase activity.
CUCAGCACUGUGAAGAGACUGGAGAAAGGGAUAUUAUGGGGUUCAAAGCUCUCUGUUUGGGUCUGUUUUGUGCUCUCUAUGCUUCUUACAUUUAUAUCACCAUUCCAGGCAACAUUGAAGAAUACUGGAAAGUAAUAGCCUUAUUUACAGUUGCUAAAACCUGUACAUUUAUGGAUAUGUGUUUUGAAAACUUAGGUAUUAUGAAACAUGGGGACUUAAUUUCCAUGAUAUUCAGUCUGGACUAUACACAGCCACUCUCAGAUGAAAAUGUCACAGUGACCGAUACAAUAUUUGUUGAUACUCCAGUACGUUUGUACUUGCCAAAGAGAAAGUCAGAAAUCCGAAGACCAGCUGUCAUCUAUAUUCACGGUGGUGGUUUUUGCUUUGGAAGUUUCAAGCAGAGGGCUUAUGACUCCCUGAAUAGAUGGACUGCAAACAAACUCAAUGCUGUUGUUGUGGGAUUGGACUAUAGACUAGCUCCUCAACACCAUUUUCCUGCUCAGUUUGAAGACAGUUUCACUGCAGUCAAAUUUUUUCUUCAAGAUAAAAUUCUUAGAAAAUAUGGAGUGGAUCCCACCCGAAUCUGUGUUUCAGGAGACAGUUCUGGGGGCAAUUUGGCAGCAGCUGUGACUCAACAGGUGCAGAUUGAUCUUGAAAUAAAGCAUAAAAUCAAGCUUCAAGCUUUAAUUUACCCUGUCUUACAGAUAAUAUAUUCUUGUUUGCCAUCUCACCAAGAAAAUGAGCAUGGUAUAAUUCUAGCAAAGGACUUGGGCAUAAAACUCAUUAGCUCAUAUUUAACCACUGAUGAAACAGUUACCCAAGCAAUGAGAAGAAACCAACAUAUGCCUCUGGAAUCAAGACACCUGUUUAAGUUUGUUAACUGGAGUACUCUUUUACCCAAGAAGUAUAGAAAAAACCAUGUUUAUACCGAACCAGUUCUUGGAAGACAUAAUUAUUCAUUGCCAGCACUUAUGGAUAUCAGAGCAUCUCCCUUGUUAGCCAAUGAUUCUCAGUUACAGAAUUUGCCAUCAACUUAUAUUCUUACCUGUCAGUAUGAUUGUGUAAGGGAUGAUGGACUUAUGUAUGUCACAAGACUUCAGAAUGUUGGAGUUCAAGUUACUCAUGACCAUAUUGAGAAUGGGUUCCAUGGAGCUUUAUCGUUCAUGGUGUCACCAGUGUACUUACGUCUAGGUCUGAGGAUAAAAGACAUGUAUAUUAGUUGGCUGGAUAAGAAUUUAUAAAUGUAAUAUAUAUAAAAUAUAUAGGGCCACCAGUUAAUGGGUUGUAAUUUGUGAUAUACAAAUUAUCACAGGUGUGGUACAAAGAACAAUGUCAUUUGUGUUAUCUGAAUGGAGAUUAAAAUCAGUUAUAAAAGUGA